This is a messenger RNA of Psammomys obesus (fat sand rat), 848 nucleotides long. RefSeq lists its product as uncharacterized. Bases 1 to 660 code for a protein of 219 amino acids. The record is from RefSeq and is a predicted model, not a curated record. Lineage: Eukaryota; Metazoa; Chordata; Mammalia; Rodentia; Muridae. The transcript has 3 exons.
AUGGCAACGGCAGGCCGAGGCCUGGCUGCCCACGGCUCGGCCCGGCCAGCUUCCCGGGCAGGCCUAGGAUGCCCGGCCUGCUCCUCAGGCUCGCCAGCUACUCCUUCCCACUCUCCGCCAAGCCGCCGGCCGGACCCGGGACCCCUCCUCGCGCAGACCACCCCCGACCGUGUCAGGCUGCUUCAAGGGGCGCGAAAGGCCGGACUACAACUCCCACCAGCGACGGCGCAGUCCCUUCCGGGUCCCGAGGCGGAAGUCCCGCCUGCGGCCCCGGCGCUACUCGCCCUGCGCCUUUCGCCUGGCCUCCUGUGUGGGUGCCGCUUCUUAGGGGCUCGCGAGGCGUUCUGCUUCCUAGGCUGUAGUGCUGAGUUCACGGCGCGAGAUGGCCAGUCUGAGCCUGUACCCGGGCACUGGCCGGAGGACGCGCGGCUGUAUCCCCAGACACAGGCGGGACUUCCGGCGGAGCGGCCGGGGACCCGCGCGGCCUAUUCCGUGGGAGCCGGUGGGAGCUGGGGACGGAUGGCCACCUCUGGUUUGUCUCACUAUUCCCAGCCGCAGCUCUGUGUUGUGUCUUUUCUUUCCUGCGUCUCCCCUCGGCCUUCCGCACUUUUAGGGAGGCAAGGACUCCAAAGCCUCAGCCCCACGGAAGUGCCAAAGUGAAGCUUGGGAACUGGCAAAGCUUUCCUCAAGGGUCCAAGUGUGAGUAUGUGCAAACUACAGCAACUACAGCUUCCCCCGUGUGGUUACAACUGCUUGUUCAUAGAGACGUCCUACCAAGACCAGCCAACCCAUCCCCCUAUGCUCUACCUAAUAAACAUGAUGGGGGUCCAGAAGCCCACCUCAUCCCA